Molecule: messenger RNA, 5891 nt
Organism: Apodemus sylvaticus (European woodmouse)
Lineage: Eukaryota; Metazoa; Chordata; Mammalia; Rodentia; Muridae
Gene: Cdc14b
Product: cell division cycle 14B
Exons: 17
Coding region: 1259-2911 (550 amino acids)
Biological process (GO): regulation of exit from mitosis; positive regulation of cytokinesis; protein dephosphorylation
Cellular component (GO): mitotic spindle; spindle pole; centrosome
Molecular function (GO): protein tyrosine/serine/threonine phosphatase activity; protein serine/threonine phosphatase activity
Source: RefSeq, a predicted model, not a curated record
AAGCUUGCUGUGUCCUGCCCUGGGGGGAGGAGGCCUGGCUUGGCAGCUGGGCCCACAGGCAGGUCAACUUGGAUCUGCAGCCACUUUUGUGGAGUUCAAGAAAGAUUGUUGGAACACAGAAUGUUUAGAGGACCAGGACUCAGCCAGAAGAGCAGAUCCAACUCGACAAGACGUGAUUAAAUCGCUGUUGAUGACAGGCCUGCCGAUGGGGAGUUUGGGACCACCGACUGCUUUCCGGUCUCCUCGUCCUAGUAGAUGCUACCGUGGCUACGCUCUUCAAAAUGGCAGCUAUGGUGAAGUUCCAGAAAGAUCUGGUAUCUUUUUAACACAGUAGCAAAAUAUGGGGCUGUAUCCCUGCAGACCCAAAGGAGAAAAGUCCGAGGGCUCAGCUGGCCACGUGCUCCAACACUUCGUGCUAAGUUGGACUGUGGGCACCUCGGCUACCCACAGCAAGAGUUAGCGCGCUCCUGGGUUCCGAGGUGAGGUGCAAACCACCGCGGUAAAUCGCGUCUCCAGGUGGCUUUACCGACGCUAAGAAGCCCUUAUUGCUCCGUUCGGAUAGGUGGGAAAACAGCGCUGGUCUGAACUUCUAAGUUUGAGGUCCACGCUGCCUUGCGUCCACAGAGCUGCGGACCGUUUUAGCAGGCUACACUCUCCUAGCAGGCGGCCAUAACAAGGCUCCCUUGGCGCGAAUUACAAGGAAACCCAAGAAACACUUAAAAAAGAAAAAAAUUCCAUCUCAAAGAUCCGGAGUGGAGUUAUUAGGGUAGGGCUAUGCAGUAACUUGGAGACUCACUCAAGGAACUGGGGAUUGGGGCGUCACACCUGGACACAAGAGACAAAAGUUAGGGGAUCCCACCAAGGGGUCGCCAACGCGCUUUCGGCCCGAUUGGCGGAAGCCCUCUGACUUUUCUUUAUGGCGUCACCGAGUACCUGCCUGUAGGAAGGCUCCAGCUGCGUGACGUCACGCUGCACUGACCAAUGAACGGCCCGAGUCGGCAGGCCCCGAGGAGGGUUGUGGGCCCUUCUUUUUGUGAAUGAAGCUCCACGGAACAUCCCUCCUGGGGGUCCCCGGGAGCCGCGGCCCGCUGAGCUCCGACGCCCCGGCAGCAGCGUCCCAGGGAGCGCGCGCCUUGCUCCAGCCACCGGCUAGCGCUGUGGGGCCCCCGGGACGCGGGCGGCGGGAGACGCAGUGCGAGGACCCGGGCCGGGUUCCCGGGCCAUGGUCGCGGUCCCCUGACGGGCCGCGGCCGCCUCCAUGAAGCGUAAGAGCGAGCGGCGCUCGGCUUGGGCCACCGCGCCCCCCUGCUCACGCCGCAGCUCGUCCUCCUCUCCCGGAGUGAAGAAGAGCCGCAGCUCCACGCCGCAGGAGCUGCACCGCCUGGAGCAGGACGACCUGUACCUGGACAUCACGGAUCGCCUUUGUUUUGCCAUUCUCUACAGCAGACCAAAGAGUGCAUCAAACGAACAUUAUUUCAGCAUAGAUAACGAGCUAGAGUAUGAGAACUUCUAUGCAGAUUUUGGACCACUCAAUCUGGCCAUGGUUUACAGAUAUUGUUGCAAGAUAAAUAAGAAGCUCAAGUCCAUUACAAUGCUGAGGAAGAAAAUUAUCCAUUUUACCGGCACUGAUCAGAGAAAGCAAGCGAAUGCCGCCUUCCUUAUCGGGUGUUAUAUGGUUAUAUAUUUGGGAAGGACACCAGAAGACGCGUAUAGAACUUUAAUCUUCGGAGAUACAGCUUAUAUUCCUUUCAGAGAUGCUGCCUACGGAAGCUGCAGUUUCUACAUUACACUUCUCGACUGUUUUCACGCAGUAAAGAAGGCAAUGCAGUAUGGCUUCUUUAAUUUCAACUCAUUUAACCUUGAUGAAUAUGAACACUAUGAAAAAGCAGAAAAUGGAGAUUUCAACUGGAUAAUACCAGAGCGGUUUCUUGCCUUCUGUGGGCCGCAUUCAAGAUCCAGGCUGGAAAGUGGUUACCACCAACAUUCUCCGGAGACUUAUAUUCCAUAUUUUAAGAAUCACAAUGUAACUACCAUUAUUCGUCUGAAUAAAAGGAUGUAUGAUGCUAAGCGCUUUACGGAUGCUGGAUUUUAUCACCACGAUCUUUUCUUUCCGGAUGGCAGCACCCCUGCUGAGGCAAUUGUCCAAGAAUUUCUGGAUAUUUGUGAAAAUGUCGAGGGUGCCAUUGCAGUGCAUUGUAAAGCUGGUCUUGGUCGAACAGGCACUCUGAUAGGCUGCUACCUCAUGAAGCAUUACAGGAUGACGGCAGCCGAGAGCAUUGCCUGGCUCAGAAUCUGUAGACCUGGCUCAGUGAUUGGGCCCCAGCAACAGUUUCUGGUCAUGAAACAAUCAAGCCUCUGGCUGGAAGGCGACUAUUUCCGUCAGAAGUUAAGAGGGCAGGAGAACGGACCCCUCAGAGAAGACUUCUCCAAACACCUUUCGGAUGUUGAUGACAUUUCAAUAAAUGGGCUUGAGAAUCAAGACAAUCAAGAGCCUGAGCCGUAUAGUGAUGAUGAUGAAGUCAGUGGAGUGACACAAGGAGACAGACUUCGGGCCCUGAAAAGCCGGAGACAGCCGAAAGCCAGCGCUAUCCCCCUCACAGGUGCUCGCCUGGGAAGUGCUAAGCAUGCACAGUCUGAAGAGAUGAAUGCAUUUAUCUCUGUGUCCUACUGUAACCUCAGGAGCCAUGAUAGAGUAAUUCUUCAGUCCAGUGUUCAGAGCUGUAAAACCCCUGAACCUAACCUUUCUGGCAGUGCAGGCAUUACUAAACGAACCACCAGAUCUGCUUCCGGGAAAAGCAGUCUUAAAAGCCUGGCUCCUUGGAGGGAGAGGAGGAGGAGGAGUGCUUUGCAGCAAAUGCCCAUGCUGGCCUUAUGUCCAGCCAUUUCAAGGACUAAGACAGUCUUACGUUAAAGUAGAAAAACAAAAACAAAAACAAAAAAAACGGUGACCGGCACUCCAGGGAAGACUAGGAACAGAAAACCCCCCAAAGGAUUUAGCCAAUCGAUCUAAGAACAAAGCAGACUCUGCAAUGGCCUUAGCUUCUUUCCACAUAAGAAGUUCAUUCGAUGAAGAAAAUGUCACUGGCCUCUCAUCCACUCACUGACUCCGGGUUGUGGUUGAACCAUUUGAGGGCCUGACUCUCCCUUUUGUAAUCUCAAGUUGGACAAAAGCUGCUGUUGUGAAUUUAGUCUCAGGUGUCAAUACCCUGUCCUCUGCCACCAGAGAGCUGUCUGGUGAGUGUGGUACAUGUGUGUUCCUGUGAUGGCAAUCAUGUUCGCUGCUGGCCUCCAGAAGAGUGGAGGAUCUGAUGGAGAGCUUUUAGGUAUUUAUUUUUUUGUUCAGCCUGUGACCCUGACUUGCAGUUUAUAAAGAUGAACGAGGUGAACAUCCCUCCAGUGGGACCCUCCAUCUUAAGGUAUGAAUUGGUACAAUCAGCUUCACGUUCCUCUUGUUAAUACUGUUGUGAUGCUUACUGCGUGAAGUACCCAAGCUGCUUGUUUUUCACCAAAGAGUGCUUUAUUAACAAUCUGUGAACACUGCUUUUAAACACUGUUGUAUGUUGUUACGGUUACCAAAAACUUGCUAGAGAAUAUUGAUGAGAGCAUUGGAACCCUUUCUCAGUUAACUGGUUCUACAAAUCCUCCCUUGUGUCAUUUAGGAUGGAGAUUUCAGAGGUGGGAUGUUGUUGGAUUGCUCAGUCUCGUUAUAAUUGUGUUUACUCCAUUACAUUAAACCAAAACAUCAACCCUAGCAUUUUUCUUUGGAAAAGCAUCCUAAAUAAUGGUGGCUUUAACAAUAAAAUUGUGAGCCUUGCGGUAGUAGUGCAUGCCUUUAAUCCCAGCAUUGGGAGGUAGAGGCAGGUGGAUCUCUGGGUUCAAGGCCAGCCAAUAUUACACAAGGAAAUCCUGUCUCAUAAACAAAACAAAACAAAACAUCAACCCCAAAGUCCCAAAAUUGUUAACCCUUUGUAGAGUCUUUCUCUGUAACACUGUGGAGUUUUUUCCUUGUGAUUCACAGUUUGACUUUAGUGACAAUCACUUGCUUCUGGAGUUAGGCUGUUUGUGUAAGAGAACUCACUGUUGCCUUUGGUUAGGGAAUAUGACUAGAAACUGUAGCGUGCCUUUUCUCUUCACCCUGCUGGAUGCCAGCAACACCCGUGCCAUGAAGCAAUUUUAAAACCAGAAUUUAUCUGCUGCCAAAAAAAAAAAAAAAAAAAAAAAUCAAAAAAGACAGAGCCCAUAAUUAGAAAAUACUUCAUAGUUGUCUUGGUUACUUCCACAAUUGAGGCUAAUGGUUUUUGACUCUCCCAGUUUAGAAACUGGAGAAAUGCAAUAUUGAAAGCCAUUGACAGCCAAUGCCUUCCUAAGACAGAUGAAUGUGUCAGUGAGCAAGCAAUCCCACUUGGAAAAGCUGCCUUCCUUAUAGUUGGUAUUGACAGGUUAAAGUCUAGUUAAUGUAAAAAUAUUGAAAGAAUGAGUCCCCCCCCCUCCCCCUUCAAUGUUCCUAUCCUCAAACUGCAUUGGCCGACCUUGGAUUGGAGGCCUGAGGAUUCAGUGUAAAUCCUCACAAAGAGCCCCUCCCUAGGCAGCACAUAGCUUUCAAGCAGUGGGAAAAGACUGUUAAGGUAAAGUUUGUUAUCCCUAGAUAUGAAUGAGUUUAAGAUCUAGGUAGGACAAAUGUUUCAUUUACCAAUAAUGCUAAAUCAAACUGCCUAAGUCUAAAAUAGAAGCUUCUCAGGUGAUUUUUUUCCUUCCCUGAACAAGCUAGGCCUGGUACUUAAGAGACAGAAGGAGACUUCAUUCCCUGAACUAAGCUAGAUUUGUUCUCAUGUAUCAGGAUGAGUUGAACAGGGCCUGCCCACAAUGGCUGGUGGUCAACAAGUUUGGGCUUCAGAGAUGACCACAGUGCUUUUUGUGUUGGCAGCUCCAUUCCAGCUAGAGUUGCUGCCACUGUGGUUCUUCCCUGGAUUUAACUCCCUUGCUGAAGUUACUUAGGAAAUGUGAGUUGGUGAGGAUGCAUUCCCAGGAAAACCUACUUGAUGUUGUCUGGGGAGGACUGCAUAGCAACUGACUGGUAACAUCCAGGACCCAGAAAGUCUUUGAUCAAACUAAUGGAAAGUUCUUCCCAUUGGGAUUAGUGGACAACCUCUCCCCAAACUACAACUACCCAGAAAUUUCUGGGAUAGAAGACCCUGUUACUAUAGAGCAUGAAUCAGUAGAUAUUGGGUGGAGGGGCCCCAUUAACUUAAGAACUUUAAAUACCUUUGUAAGUACAUCAAGUCCUCUUCCAAUAGAAUUAAAAUUAGAACAGUAUAUUUAUAGGUGCCCUUGAUGCUUUGGGGGAACUUAUACUAUCCAGAGUCCAAAAGAGGAAUGUCUGUAAAGCUGGGCUUCAGAACUGUAUACACAUAUUAAUACAAUUCUGAAACCCAGCUAUAACUCUUGCCUUGAGGUAAGAAGGAUGGACCCUGAGUAGCACCACAUUCAAAGGUAGCAGUAUUUGUCUAAAUAGCCACAUGCUGCUCUUCCUCCUUAACUUCCCAGCUUUAACUUGACCCCCAAAACCUAGCCCCAUCCAUUGUCCUGCCCUGCCCUACUGCUCCCCUCUUGGGUGGCUUCUACCUCUUGGUUUGGGCCCUGACAGGUCUUAGAGGCUUCCCAAGUGUUCUCAUGAGGCUCUUUGAGCAUAAUCAGGUCUGGUAGACCUUUCCAGCUUUCUGGGUAGUUUGUAGCUGGAAUUCCUCAGGCCUUCGUUAGCUUGAAUAGCUGUCUGUGACAAGUGAGUAUGUGUUCUGGAAACAUCAGCUGCUUUUCCUCAUAUUUUUUUAACGGUUCUUACUUGCAUUUUGGAAAGCAGUUGGUCAGAAACCUUAAAAUCUUUUUUUUUUUUU